Messenger RNA from Petromyzon marinus (sea lamprey), 2958 nucleotides. It is a transcript of the gene TBC1D20, whose product is annotated as TBC1 domain family member 20. The record is from RefSeq and is a predicted model, not a curated record. Gene Ontology annotation, molecular function: GTPase activator activity. Gene Ontology annotation, biological process: positive regulation of GTPase activity; endoplasmic reticulum to Golgi vesicle-mediated transport. NCBI's taxonomy places the organism in Eukaryota, Metazoa, Chordata, Hyperoartia, Petromyzontiformes, Petromyzontidae. Gene Ontology annotation, cellular component: endoplasmic reticulum membrane.
GGGGGGGGGCUACGCGCCGCUCCCCCUCGCUCCAGUCGCGUCACGUGACGCGCGCGGCCCGCUCGCUUGUGCCGAGUAGUGGCGGUGGGAACGCUGCCGCGCACCGCGAACUCUCUCACCCAGCUACCGCUGCGCACUCUUCGCCGCAGCUCCCCCUCUGUAUGGGCACCGCCAGCUGCAGAUCCCUUGGGAGCUGCGCUACACGAUGAGGCCAGGGACACCCAGGCCUUGACGGAGCCCACGUUUUGCCUAGCGUGACCGCCUGGGGUCCGCGGCGCCAGAGCCGUUUUGAGGGCCGCGGAGCCGGACCCGACCGCUCUUGUCCACGCCAUCUCACCACUCUCCCUUCAACAACCUCUCAUCCCCCUCUCAUCAACCCCCCACCAGCCCUCUUCCUACCCCUUUACCACCAACCUCGGCAGCACUCGACGGGCCUCCAAUGAGCACAAAACAGACGAAGAACGGGGCAGCUCGGGGCCUCCCACCGGCGGUGAGGAAACAAGAUGCCGAGUCGAAGCGGCGCCGCAAGCUGGUCGAAGUGCGUAAGGCGCUGGCGUGCGAUCCCGUCGACGUGGCCGCCCUGCGCCGCUCGGCCAUCAGCGAGGGUGGCCUUCUCACCAACGAGCUGCGUCGCGACGUGUGGCCCAAACUGCUCUCCAUCGACGCCCACGCAUUGCCCCUCACGCCAGGCAAGGACCUACGUGAGAACAACAAGGACUACAACCAGGUCUUGCUGGACGUGCGGAGAUCUCUGCGCAGGUUCCCUGCAGGUAUGCAGGACGACCAGCGAGCCGUGCUGCAAGAGCAGCUCAUCGACGUUAUUCUGCACGUUCUGCGCCGCAAUCCGCAGCUGCACUAUUACCAGGGCUACCAUGACAUCGUGGUCACCUUCCUGCUGGUGGUGGGCGAUCACAUGGCCACCGCCAUGGUGGACAAGCUCUCCACGCACCACUUGCGAGACUUCAUGGACCCGACUAUGGACAGCACCAAGCACAUUCUCAACUACCUGAUGCCCAUUCUUGAGAGGGUGAACCCAGAGCUGCACGACUUCAUGCAAAGCGCAGAGGUGGGCACCAUAUUUGCGCUGAGUUGGCUCAUCACUUGGUACGGCCAUGUGCUCUCCGACUUCCGCCACGUCGUGCGGCUCUACGACUUCUUCCUCGCCUGCCACCCACUCAUGCCCAUCUACUUUGCCGCCGUGAUAGUGUUGCACCGAGAAGAGGAGGUGCUGGCGAGUGACUGCGACAUGCCCAGUGUACACCACCUGCUCUCACAGAUUCCACAAGACCUCCCGUAUGAGACUCUGAUCUCCCGUGCCGGUGACCUCUUUGUUCAGUUUCCACCAUCAGAACUGGCCAAGGAGGCAUCACUGCAGUUCCACCAGAGCACUGCCAUUUCCACGUUUAAGGACUUUGAGCUAGCCUCCACGCAGCAGCGGCCGGACAAUGUGCUGCGCCAUCGCAGGGCUGCGGCGUCACCUGCGGGGGGAGCGGAGGGGGGGGGCACGGGCCCCGUGGCCGACGUUGUCCAGGGCCCGAGUCGCAUGCUCAAGCUGGCCGUGUGGGGUCUCACAGCCACGCUGGGUGCUGCCGCCAUCGCCGCGGUGAACACCGCGCUGGAGUGGGUCCCGGAAUUUGUGCUGCGGCUCUUCCCAUGACCCGCGACUUGAAGCACGUCGUGCCAGAUCCGAUCCGUUUUAUGAUUGGACGUUUACGACGAAUGUGGUUGUAUUUGGAAAUGAGGCAGGUCACUGGCAUCAAGUCUGUCGGCGGCACCACUGGUAAUUGGAUAAUGCGCAGAGCGACUCAUGAGCUGGAGCAUUUACAAUAGGAUUCACCUGUGGAAUGCAGACUUGGAGAAUGAUGCUGAUAACGGUGCUUCAUCACCACACCCUGAACCACGACUUUCAGAAUCAGAAUUUUGAUUUAUACUGGAGGAAUGCAAUGACCUAUGAAGCUCUUUUUUCACUUGGCAGCAAGAUGAAAAUGCUGAACUGAGUGUAUAAAGCCAGUCUUGGAUUAGUCACCUUUGUCUUAAGACAUUCCCCUUCUUGAUGCAGACUAUGUUUUGGAUAACGUAGUCUCAUCACUCAAAUAUAAAAGUUCAUAUUAAAGGGAAAAAAAUAUCUAAUUCCUUCCCGUCUUGAAUGUAUUCCAUGUAUACUGUAAGUCUUUUACAUUAUCUAUCCAUGGUUUGAAGGAUGCCUUUUUUAUGAAGGAACUCAUCCAGCUAUCAUUUUAUAAAUGAUCCAAUGGAUCGUGCCUCUUUAAGUUGCAGUGGCUAGUACGCUGCUCAUUGCCCUCAAGCCAAUUCUUUAUUAAAGUAAUUAUCUUCUAAAGGAUAGAUUUUAUUCUCACAUGGUCUCUUUUUUCCCACUCAAUAAAUGGCACGUGCAUCCCCUCGUGCUUUUACAAAUCAUUCCGUUGUAAAGCGAGUGCACUUGAUGGCGCGUUUUGAGAAUAUUCUAAAGUAGAGAAUUCUGCAUGCACAGCACAAGGGCAAUUCCAAUUUAAAAAACUAAUGAAAUGCUGUACUGUGCAGUAACUGCUAAAAUCUUUGAGGAAUUGUUUUUAAUGUAGCCACCACCUUAGAUUGCCAUCUUUAGCCUUUGGAUAACAAGUUCCUGGAUUACUGCAGACAGUUCUUAGAAAUAGUUUGCUGCGGCAUGUAUACUUAUUAUGGCCAACGGGCAUUUUUCACAAAUGUGAUGCCUCUUGUUCUUUCACAUCCACUCAUCUGCACUCUGCUAUGGCAACUCUGAAAUGGGCAGGAGGGUGGUGGCGCAUUGGUAACACUCAUGCCUCACAGCAAUGGCUCGGGAUUUGAUUCCCUACUCGGGUGCCUUGCCAUAUGGCGUUUGUUCUCCCCCUAUUCUGCAUGGGUUUCCUCCCAUAGCUAUAAUUACAUACAAUGUAACUAGGUUGCCCAAACAUCUCAAUGCUGGAAAAUACCUGAAAA